UGCUAAUUAAAAAAAAAAAAAAAAAAAAAGAUUAAGAAGGUUUUUGAAAUCUUCUGUAAUUGAAAUGUGGUUAUCUUUCAGACGCAAGUGGGAUUAAUCUUCCUCAAAUAAUGGGGCUAGAAUGUUAAGAGUAGAAUGUAGAUUGAAAUAGAGAGAGUUAGAGAGAAGAGAGAUGGCUACUGAGACUCAUCAUCAUCAUCAUGAAGCUUACUUCAAUGCUAGUUUUUCAUGUCCUGAAUUGCCAUUAGCCCACCAGCACCAGGAUGAGUCUGAGCAGGCUGUAUCACUCUGUGGAAUUCUUAAGCAGGAUUCAAUAUCUUUCGGAAGAUUUUCUGCCGAGUCCCUGGCUUGGGAAAAAUGGUCAGUUUUCAGUCACAACAGGUAUGAAGAGGAGCUGGAGAAGUUCAAGCACCCCGGCUUAGUUGCUCAGAAGAAGGCAUAUUUUGAAGAAUACUACAGAAGGAUUAGAGCUAUGAAAGCGCUGCAAGCAGAACAGGAAGAAAUUAUCCAACCUGAUGCUUGUCAAGAUGCAGAGAGUAGCAAAAAUCGAAUAGAAGGCGAUGUAAAUUCUGUAGUGUCAAAAAAGGAAGAGAGGGCUAAUUCAAUACCGAUUUCUGACUGUAAUAUGACUAGUAAUCUGAACUCAUCUUCAGGAGGUCUUGUGGAACGGUCAGAUCAAGCUACCGAAGGAAGAAAAAGAAACUCUAGGGAAGCUAGCUUUAAGCAUAAAAGGAGUGUAUCGCUGCCCGUUAUUGAAGCGAAAAUUUCUAAUAAAAAUGCUUCUCAAUUGCACAAGCCAUCGAGUAGUAGCUUGAAAACUGCCCAGAAGAGUAACCAUGGCUCCGGCACAGUCAACCGAAAAGAAAACCAGCCAAAGAAGGGUCCAGUUGCUCUUGGUAGAAGCAAAACAACAAUAUCGGAAAGAAGCAGAACUGCAAAAAAUGAUGUUAAGCAAUCUGAGAAGUUGAAUCUAACCCUUCAUAGAAAAGCUGUUAGCAUAUCUGACAGUACCCUUCUUACAAGUAAGAAAAGUGACCCUAAAUCUGCAAGAAAGAUAAAUAGAAAUUUUACUGAAGUUUGCCCGGCUGCUGCUGUUUUCAACUCUUUGUUGAUAAGGGAUAAGCCAAAAGGAUUGCCAAUUCAUGCUCAAUCUUCUGCUGUGAUGCAGUCUUCUCCAAUUUCUCAAGGCAUGGCAAGGAUGAUAUCAACUAGAUUGCCAGAACAUGCACAAUCUUCGAAGCAAAGGUCUUCUCUGAGUAUACAAGCUCAACAGUUGAAGCCAAACAUAACUUCCCAAGCCGUGGCCGAGAAGUUACCAACCAGAGUGCCAGUUUGUGCUCAAUCAGCUAAGAGGAUUUCGAAUGAUAUCAUGGUUAAAGGUGGCUUGAAAAACACAGCUCUAUCCAAGAGGUCUGCCAACCAUUCUAUUCGGAGUGAAUCAAAUAAAAAAAAUGGGGAUGAAAUUGGGUGGAGGAGUUGUGUCAAACAAGGAAAAGAGAAAGAGGGAAAACUGGAAAAGGGUCCGGUGGUUCGAAUAGAUCAAAAGGCUGCAUCAUCUUCAGGACUACGAGAGGAAAAGCUUAUCUCAUUGUCGGUGCCAAAUACUCCCAAGGCUUUGAAUGCAAAGCUAGUCCACAAGAUUGCUCCAGGACAUUCUGCCGACCUGACACAUGGUCAAUGGAAACCAAGUCACUAUGCAGAGAGAAGACACUCGGGUGGCGAUGAGAUGAAAACAUAGAGCCUAUGCAGAUAAUAGUUGAUGAUUAUGGAUGCAAGAAGGAAGAUGAGAAAAGAAAAGGUGAUUUUCAGAUAGAACUUCUUGUCUGAGCUGCUUUGUAAAUAGAUUAAAGCUAAGUUGAAUUACUUACAACCAGGAAGUUUAUGCUUAUAUAAUUCCGUGUUUUCAAGGCUACAGUUUCACCAAGCUUUGGAGUAUCUUAUAGUUAAAGAAAGGUUGCUAGAUUCAAUCAUCAAUCAAACAGAUUCUUGAUGUAACCUGAAAAGCUAGUUCAGAUUGAAUCAGAUAGUAGUUAGAGUAUCUACUAGUAACAGUAGUUCCGGGUGGUGCUUGUUCUGUAAAUUCUUGUAUAUUAUCAGUAUUUUAUAUGGAAGAAACCUGAAAAGCUCAGUUUUGAUGCAUUUCAGAGAAUAUCAUUAGAAGCCUGGAACAAUUUCUGGCUUGUAACAGGGGAUUUAUGGUUAGAGAUAUUCAUUCUCAGGGUAUUUUUUGUAAAGGUGUUAGUUUGAAGAGAUGAGACGCUUAUGUGUCGUGAGAAAACAGUCUCAUCUAGUCAUGUCACAAAAAGUUGAAAUGUUAAUCCUGUUAGAGAGAUUAACACCGGUGUUGAAUAUU
Pistacia vera is the source of this 2353-nucleotide messenger RNA. Its product is annotated as protein WVD2-like 7. The transcript has 9 exons. The record is from RefSeq and is a predicted model, not a curated record. Bases 173 to 1738 code for a protein of 521 amino acids. NCBI's taxonomy places the organism in Eukaryota, Viridiplantae, Streptophyta, Magnoliopsida, Sapindales, Anacardiaceae.